This is a messenger RNA of Magnusiomyces paraingens, 1077 nucleotides long. RefSeq lists its product as uncharacterized. The transcript has a single exon. Bases 1 to 1077 code for a protein of 358 amino acids. Gene Ontology annotation, cellular component: mitochondrion. NCBI's taxonomy places the organism in Eukaryota, Fungi, Ascomycota, Dipodascomycetes, Dipodascales, Dipodascaceae. Gene Ontology annotation, molecular function: (3R)-hydroxyacyl-[acyl-carrier-protein] dehydratase activity. The record is from RefSeq and is a predicted model, not a curated record.
AUGUUGUCAAGGUGUCGGGUUCUAAAUGCCAAAGAAAGAACUUGGUCUAAACUUUCUCAUCGAUUAUACUCGACUUCUUUGAACCUUGGACCUAAUUAUGAAAUAUCACAAGAGAUUAAAACAAGAGGACCUUGGGUCAUGACCCAGGAUAUUUCUCCAACUGAAAUACGGAAACUAGAUGCUACUCUGGGCUCUCAUAUUCCCAUCCAAGGCUCUUCACAAUCAUCUUUUGCCGUCCCUCCAGGUUACCAUCUUAUAUUCUUCAAUGACAUUUCACAAGAAGCAGAGCUUUCGCCAGAUGGUUAUCAUAAAAGCCAGGCACCGGACGCCACUUUAUUCCCCGCAAGAAUGUGGCUGAAGGGAUCUAUUGAAUUUAAUCACUCAGUGUCGCCACUUAUAACCACCACAGUUGCAUCCGCAAUCGAACAAAUCUCAAAGGUCGACUACAAAGCCAAAUUCACAGAUCCAAACGACCCACUCAGUCAUUGCUCAGAGCGCAUCGAUGUUUCCAUGGAUCGCUAUCUCUAUUCAUCUUCUGUUGCCGAUUUGAACCCCCAUGACGUGAUUAGCUCCGUUCCCUGGGUUAUCAAAGAAAAAAGGUCCUUAGCCUACUUUUCUCCACCUCCAGUUUCAACCGCAUCUUCGCGUGAACAUACCUUCACGCGUAUAAUCACUCCAAGAUACAAAACUGAACCCACUUAUUCCCAUACCUUUACUCCAACAAAUGUAACAUUGUUCCGCUAUUCCGCCUUGACCUUUAAUAGUCAUCGUAUACAUUACGACCCACUUUAUGCCUCUCAAGUAGAAGGGUUACCUGACUGUGUUGUCCAUGGACCCUUCACAGUAUCCUUAGCAUUAGCAUGGAUUUAUAAUUCCGUUCUUCCUCAGAUGAGCAAAACUUUGGGCAAGGACUUGAAAAUUAAAAGAUACUCUUAUAGAAGCUUGCUUCCACUUUUUGUUAAUGAGAAAAUUACGGUCCAUGCUAUGCCUUUGAAUGACAAAACUAAUACUUUUGAUUUAUGGAUGCAAAACCAUAGAGGAUCUCAGUGUACAAGUGGUACAAUUGAAAUAGAAUAA